UACAAAGGUAAAAUGUACCUUUCUAAAAUGUACUGUUUUAAUCUUAUUAACUGAGCCGGGGUUAGGCUAUUAGCUUGAUUACCAUUAAAUAUAUCUUUUUGUAUCAAUACUCUGUCCAAAUUAAACUAUUAUUCCUUUUGUGCUUGGGGCGACAAACUUUGUUUAAUCUAUUUGCAGAUUUCAUAUUGCUGACCUAAGUCUGUGAAAGCAGUAGCUCAACAAAAGGGGGUGGGAAAAAAGAAGUCUCUCCCUGAGGAAAACACUCCGGUCUCUAAGUGAGCAGUAAAUCUGGCACUUAGCAGUGGUAGUGCGUGUGAAUUUGAGCGUGUAAAUGUAGUGAGCGUCGCCUAGUCCAUAGCCUCCAGAGCUGUCAAAUGUUGCCUUGCUCCACAACAUCCGUAACCCGUGACCCUCGUAACUCCUGUUAUGUUCUCGGCUCUCCAGGCCCCUCAGAUUUCCCUCCAUUGGUCCCAGAUGACAGAUACCCCUGUCGUCCUAGUUCCUCCAAACUGCCCCGGUAGCCUUUGACCUCGCCCGGCACCUCUGCCUCUGCGAACGCUGCCCUCGCAUUCCAGCCUAAGAAGCUGAAACCUGAGCCUGCGGUGAGCUCAUCACCAGGGCCGCGGAACCCAGAGUUAAGCGAUACAAAAAAAAAAAAAAAUGGAGAAAAACCUGAGAGAGAAGAAGGGGGUGAGGCAGCCGUCGGGAGUGGGACAGGUCUGGAACUGGUUCUGUGCGCCUUCCUGCCUGCCUGCAGGACCUCGAAGGAGGUCGAGUUACACCGAGGAAAGCAAGGAGCAAAGAGGAAGAAGCGUCUUUGAAUUCUCCCUGCCUUUGUUUUUCUUUUUUUUGUCCGUCUUGUUUCUUCUCCGUUGUGGCCUGACCGACCGAGCGGCUUCCUCUGAACUCACGGCGGCAGGAACCCACCGCACUCCGUCUGGGCUUUCAAGUUAGCGAGACCGGCCGCUCUCUUCCUCGUGCCUGGGAUGUGAGCGUAAACGCCGUGGGGUCGCGCUCUCCGUUCUCUCAGCGCCUCUGUUCUCCCUCUGACCCUGCCAUGACCACCAAGUGACCGAAGAUGGUCGCUGGAUCCAAAUGCCGCCCCCUGUGGGCUCUGCGGUGGUCUGGGACCAGCAGUGUGUGACGGACAGGCGAGCGAAGCCUGUGGCGGCCUUCUCCUGCGAAUCUUCAAAUUGGCCCUGGCUGAGCUCUUUGUGGAGCGGCGAGUGAAGGGUCCCACCAUUGUUUGACGUCUCAGCAUGGAUGGAGCCGCCACCGUGAAUGAGGCCGUAGCUCUUCAGCUGAGGACUAUUUACGGGAUUACUGUCUUUGUUCCCAACUAACGGUAAAUUGUUGGUAGACUCUCCUUUGGUGGACAUUUUUGCAGGGUCUGGGUUUUUUUUUUUUUUUUUUUUUUGGUGGAUACCAAAAUUGCCCUUUUUUGGGAGGGGGAUAUAUAUAUAUUUUAUUUUUGGUUUUCCUUUUUUUGGCUUUCCACUAUGGAGUUUCUUUCUGGACCGUGGAAUAAAGAUUGGGCAUCAUUUCUGCAGUUUUGGUUGACUGUCAUCCUUAGCCUUCACAUGCAGUUCAGCCCAAUUGCUUCUUGCCCCCAAGUGUGCCGUUGUGACAAAGCGUUUAUAUACUGCAACGAACGCAGCCUGACAUCAGUGCCUCUGGGGAUAGGGGAGGGCUACAGCAUCCUCUACCUACAUAACAACCAGAUCAACAAUGCCGGCUUCCCUAUGGAAUUUCACAAUCUAGAAUCCAUAGAAGUUGUUUAUCUGUACGGCAACCAGCUGGAUGAAUUCCCCAUAAAUCUGCCCAAAAACACAAAAGUCCUGCAUCUUCAGGAAAACAACAUCCAAACAAUCUCCAGAGCAGCCUUGGCUCAGCUGAGUAAACUUGAGGAAUUGCACCUUGAUGAUAACUCCAUCUCUACAGUGGGGGUGGAGGAAGGGGCCUUUAGGGAGGCGCAAAGCCUUAAGCUCCUUUUCCUUACCAAGAACCACUUAAGCAGUGUUCCUAUUGGCCUUCCUGAGGACCUGAAGGAGCUGCGGUUGGAUGAGAACCGCAUAGCUGUUAUUGCAGAGGAGGCCUUUCAGAAUGUGACGCGCCUGCAGCGCCUCCUGCUGGACGGGAACCUACUGACGGACGAGGGCAUAGCGCCAGGGACUUUCAGGGACCUGGGCUCUCUCCGAGAGCUGGCUCUGGCUAGGAAUUCCCUCACCUUUCCCCCACCCCUCUUACCCAGCCAGUCUCUGAUCAAGCUCAGUCUGCAGGAGAACCUGAUCGACCAGAUCCCUGUGGCGGCCUUUGCCGACCUAAACAGGCUAGAAAGACUGGAUAUUUCCUCCAACCAGCUGCAGACUCUUACACACGGAGUGUUCGAUGGCCUGUCGAGCCUAAAGCACCUCGUGGUGCGCAGCAACCCCUGGCGUUGUGACUGCUCUGUCAAGUGGGUGGUGGUGUGGCUCAAGUCAUUGCCGUCCUCCAUCAACGCCAGGGGGUUUGUGUGUAACAGUCCAGAGAAGGUGCGAGGCAUGACAAUCAGAGAGCUCACGCUGGAUAUUAUUGAGUGCCCUAUUUUCCCUGACCAAACGCCCUGGCCCACUCUCCGCUCCACACCCCCUCCUCCACCCACCACCGCCCCUAUCACAACUAUGAUUUCCACCCUCAUCACCACAUCUAACCCUUACUACUUCGACUCCCCCUCUCCUCCCUUACCACCCAUCCAUAAUAACCCCCCUGGGCCACUUCCCCCCUAUGAGGAUCCCCUUCAGAUCUCCUUCCAUGUGGUCAACUCCACCAACAUCGAGGUGAGCUGGGCGUCCUAUUUCACCGUCACAGCUUACAAAGUCACUUGGGUCAAAAGUAGCCAAAGGCAAAACGAAGGGAUGCGGGAGAGGACGGUGAGCGGGGAUCGGCGCCACCUAAGCCUCACUGACCUCGAGCCCCGCUCGGUGUAUCGGAUCUGCGUUCACGUUCUGGACACCCUGAACUCCUACAGGCCAGGAGAGGAUACUAUCUGCUCCGACGCCAGGACCAAGGCGCCCGCUUCCACUAAGCCUCCCGGACGCGAGCAAGCCCCACAGGACACCUUGAACUCCACGCUGCUCAUGGCUGGGAUUAUAGGCGGAGCGGUCCUCAUCAUCCUGGUGACGCUGCUGGGCUUGUUCUGCUGGCACAUGCACCGGAAGAGCCGGUCGUCCUCGACCAAGUGGAAAUACAACCGCGGGCGGAGAAAAGACGACUACUGCGAGGCGGGAACCAAGAAGGACAACUCCAUCCUGGAGAUGACUGAGACCAGUUUCCAGAUAGUGGCUCUGAACAAUGAGCAGCUGCUCAAGGGAGACUUCCGGAUCCAGCCCAUUUACACGCCCAACGGGGGCAUUGGAUUUAGAGACUGUCACCUCAGCAACAACAGCAUAGCCUACUGCAAGAGCAGCAACGUGCCCAGUACAGAGUUCUGCCACACGUGAUGCAGUGCUCGGACGGACACGGACCAGAAACAACUGCUUAAAUACACACUGUUUGUGUAGAUGACAUCUAAAAAAAAAAUAUAUACAAAAAUUCUAGUGAAAUAUAACUGUACCAUAUAUAUUUCCAAGAUCUGUCUACAAUGUAAUUUAUACUGUGGAUAAUAAUGUGGGAUUCUCUGCUAUCUUUUUUAUUCUUAGAAAAAAAGAGACACAAGUGGGGUUUUUUUUCUUCUUCUUUUGUUCUUUUUCUUUAUAACCAGCAGGGUUUUGAAAGUCGUUUCAAUGGUCAGUACUGUACACGAACAUAGGUUUGUACAAUCACGGCAUCCUGGUGUAACUCCUGACAGACAAAUAUAGCGUCAGCCUCGGAAACGAAAGGGCCGCUCCAGAGGGCUGGGAUCCUUUGCUAACCACAAAAACAAAAUAUGACCUUUUCUGGUUAUUAUCCUCACAACUCUAAAAACGAUUAUUCCCUUCCACCCCAGUCACUCCCCGGUAAAACAGAGCAAGGAGAAUUGAAGCACUGCUGAUUAGUGUUGUAAAAUUUAUAUAUAUAUAUUGAACAGCAGCCGGGCAGGAAGUGAGUAGAGGGUAGAGAUGAUGGAAUUGUGGAUGGAGAAUGUCAAACUUGAGUAUUUGUUGAAAUUUUCCCAAAAGUGCCACACGAUAAUAAAAAGCGUCUUUGUUCUGUUGCUUCACAGAGGAGGUUAGAAUAGUCGUGACACAAACAAAAAGUCUAGAAAAGGAUGUGCAGUUUUCAGCAAAAAAUAAUUAAUGUGGGCUUAGAAGCAACAAAGGAUUGUUGUCUCUAACGAGGAGACUUGAAGCUCCUUUCUAAUUGUAAUGUGCUCUUAUCCUGUCCUUUUCUUGGCCUCAUCUUUUGGCCACAAGGGGGCAGGUUUUCCUUCAACUGUGUGUGGGGGUGUGUGUGUGUGUGUGGGACCAAGUAAUGGUAGAGCGGCCAGAGAGAUCACUUUACCUCCACCGUUCUCCCCAGAGCCUUUUGCCCAGACAGCAUUACUCACGCUCAAGCAGCACAGCCACGCUCAUCGAGCUACUUAAUGACACGGAAGCGUUUAAAACUAACAGUGUUUUCAGUGUUUGGUGGCUAAAUGAUAUGGAUUUUCAGCUACAGCAUAAAGAUUCCUCUGAGAUUGUAGAAAGAAAGAAAGACGGGGGGGGGAGAGUGAUGAAUUUGGAGGUGGCGCACACAUAACGCUAAUUAUACACCCACAUAUUUCAUCCUUGUCCCGGCGUUUAUUAGACAUAGUGAUGAAUUAGAAAAUGACUUUGAGAUCACGCUCCGCCCAUGAUCACGCCGAGCACUUCGCCUAGCUCAUCAUUAUUUAUCUCUUUGUCCCCACCCUUCCUUCCCCCCCUUUGCUCGUCUCAAACGUUUGCACCUGCUCUCUUUAGGGCGACAGUAGCUGGGAGGAUGAUUCGCACUCUGUCCAACCCGAUUUACCCUCCAUUUCUAGGCCGCAUUGCUCUUGAUCCCUGCAUGGGCUCAAUUAAAACCCUCUUCCUGCCCUCCGGCUCAGACGCUGCAGCAGCAGCAGCAGCCCUUCAACGUGCGAGAGGUCUCCAUUUAUGCACUUCUUAGGACUCCAUUUGAUCUGACACAAUUUGAUUUUAAGGCGGCCAAGCUUAAAGAAUUCCCGCCCACCUCUUUCCUCGUAAUCCUACCAAAAAAGGAAGAAAAAUAUGUCAACCUUAUUUUCACUUGGCCGCAUGAAGCCCGCUCUAGAUGAAAACAGUCUUUAACUCUUUGCGAGGCUCCACAGACGGUAGGAAACGUUUAGAGCGGAAAGCGUUCCAGAUUGGUUCUUUUCCAAAAUCUGAAAAUUUAGUUGGUUUUGAUUUUAAUUCCAGCCGUGAUUUACUUGUCAUAAGGCAUCCCAAACCCUACUGCUAAAUAAUGGAUCAACAUAGAAACAGCAAAUAGACACUAUGAUAAAAACCGUUUGACAAUUAGCAAACGAUGACUGUUUUUCUAUUUGUUUUGAAAUUGAAGUUAAUUUCUUAAGAGUGACGAGUCCAUUUCCAUCAGAAAGGAUUAGAUUUUUUAUAAAAACACCACAUCAAGUUGUAACACCAGCAGCAUUGACAGUAGCUACUACGCAAAGACUCUUGUCAAAACAACAAAUUAACAGAUUGUUGCUACGACCUCACAAUUUUCAAGUCGGAUUUAGAAGUUGGUUCCUUUUUUUUCUGACAAAUUAUUUGCUUUGACUGUUUUAUAGUAAAACGUUUCAAGAAUUACUUGAUCAUGUUUCCUGAUAAUCCGACCAAAAAAAAAAAAAACAGGAGAAAAAUCUGCAGCGCUGGAUGAAGCUCCCCCUAGAAGAUUAACUUUAGUCGUUGGAAGAAAUUUUACAGAGCAGGUGAACUUUUGAAGCAGAAGAAAAAACAACACGCUUGUUCCAGAUCACGGAGAUAAUCGGUGGAAAGUAUUUAUCCUCAAGAGUUUUGCAAAAUUAGCUUCACUUGUUAGUAAUUCCAGCAGCGGUUGAGGAUGUUUUUAGCAAAUUAUAUUUUGCACAUAUCAAGUUAUUUUCUAUGUCAGCCCUGGUAGAUUUCUAUGUUAGAUCAGCUUUAAAACCUGCCGGGAAACAAAACAGACGUCUUAAGAGAACAAAAUAACAGAAAAUGAGUAUCAACAUUGGGAGAAAAAAAAAAAAAGCAAAACAAGUCAGCUGGUUUCAUUAUUUGUUUUAUGGAAAAAUGUAUAAUUAGUGGAAAAGUUAUUUAUUUUUACAUUGUAGUCGUCAAACCCUUUUUUCUAACUACUGGGAAAAGCUGUACGUUGGAAGGUUUUUGUUAAUUGCCUCACAUCUUCUAACAGCGUUCCAGUCGCAAAUCAUAAACCAGAAGCGAUUAGCCAACUGCUGCGCUGACUGACCGGACUAUAGUUUUCACAUUACAAGCCAGUUCGAUAAUAUUUUAUGGCUCCAAACACCAAAGGGAACAUUUUUACAAAUACAGAUACUGACGUUGGAGCUGAUGUGAUCAAAUGCAACCAGUUACUGCGACUUUCACUAUGUUCUUCUUUCACUUAUUCCAGUCUGAGGUGGGAAAACUAGCUUAGCGCAUCACAAAUGUUAGAAAUGGGCAAGAGGUUAAAUUUAAAAAGAAAAUGAUCCUCUAGCUGAUUUGUCAACAAGCAUGAUUUAUAAUUGGUCUGAGUCAGGUCUUGCUUUGAUUUAAGCUCACCAACUGGCUGCUUGCCACUCAUGAGUUAUCAGUUUGGUCAUUAGUUUGGGAGUGAGGUAUGUUGUUUCAACUUUUCCUUUAAAUGUAACAUAGUCGGCGGUUCUGUGUGAAACAAAAUACCUAAAAUAAAAUGUAAAAAAACGGAGGUAUUCCAUUCUAAAAAGCCAACAAAAAUCAAAAUGGUAAAUUCUUGCUAUUUCAUUUUCCUGCCAAUUCAGCUGCCUUUUCAUAAACCCCUGGAGAAAAAGAAAGUAAUCAAUAGACAUUUCUAGAUUGUCACAGGAUAUGACCCUCAUUUGAUCUCAUUUUUUAAUUCCCUCUAUCCACAAACAAAAUCUAGCAAAAUAGUAUCAAAGCACAUGUCGGUUGUUGCAUUCAUUGGCCAAAAAUUGUGGGAAUUCUGAGGUUUGAUAGGUUAAAAGACUUUAAAAAAAAUCUAAUUAUUCAGUUAACUCUUUUGAUACGUUCAGAGUACAUUUGAAAAGUUUUUUUUUCAGUAACUCAGUUCACAAAGUGAAACCCAUUAGACAUAUUAGUUGCACAUAUGAAGCUGUUUUCAAACUUUUAUUUCUCUCAUUUAUGAUAUUUUCCACUUACAGCCAAUGAAAACAUGGCAUUUUUAAGUGUUUAAAUGGAUAUGCACCUAAAUCAUUAAGUGAUUGUAUAAAUAGACUGCAGGGCAACAGCAGAUCUACUAGAUCAGCUUCAAAUGGAAAUUGUAAGGUUCCCUUUCGAAGAACCACUUUUGCUCAAAGUGCUCUGUCCGUGAGAGGAUCUGCAGUUUGGAACUCACUUCCUGUUGAUUUAAAGUCUGUAACCAGUUUUAGUACGUUUAAGAAGCAAACAAAACUCUGGUUAUGUCAAAAACAGAACUGUACCCACUUUUGAUGUUUCAUGUUUCACUGUUUGUUCGAUUAUUACUUUAACUUUUAGAGGUAUUUUAAAAAAAAAAAAAAGCCCAUCUAGGGACAAGUGCUGCGAAUUAGCUGUUGCUAUUGCACUAUGACGUAAACAUGGGACUGCUGUUUUGUUCAGUUUGUCUAUGUCGCUGUAUGUCUGUCCCAACCAAAUAAACCAAUUAAAUUAAAUUUAAAGUUGGAAGAUAACGGCCCAAUGAAAAGGACAAGAAAACGUUCAGAUUUCAAUGUCCACAGUUCAGAAAUGUGGGCUUAGCAAAAAUAUGUUUCAUACCUUAUUUCAUAAGCUUAUUUUCAAAAUGUACUUUUAAUCUGACGAAGAAGCGUCAUUUGAUGCAUACUCUAAUUUAUUGCCAUCUACAGCCAAGUCACGCAAAAUUGUGUGAUUCUAAUAUUAAAAUAAAUUUGUUUUUAGUAUUAAAAAGAAACAAAAAAAAAGCAAUUUUCAAAACAUGUCACUGUUGUCAUAAUGUAAUAUCCACUACGGUUAAAUACAGGUAUUUUACCGUGAAUUAGGGAUUUUUUUUUGCAGUGUAGUAAUGCCUGCCUACUCCAUUGAUAGUUGAACGUCGCAUGUUUCUGCUGCUGUUAUCUUGUGGGCUGGAAAGUGAAAGGUUUGGGAAUCGGUUCACUAAGCAAAUAUUGUCCAAGUGGGACACGAUUAGAUGGGUUUAUCAUCAACUUCUGUGGUUACCACAGCCUCCCCAAUUUUUUAUUUCACCGUUUCUCUACGUCGUCUGCGUGCCAUUCCUCUCCCACUGUCCCACGCAGUGACCCGCCGCCAUGAACCUCUGUUUGCCCCGGCCUUUUUCAAACACAGAAGCCCCAUUUUGAAGCCACACGCUGGUCAAACAAGUCGGGUCGAAUCGUUGCCACAUAGCAUCUGCACCUGUCUGUGAAUGUUUAACGGAGACGGAUAUUUUUGCCUUACCUUUGUUUUGCUAGCUACAGAGAGCUAAAGGGGGUGAAAGAUGGGAAGAGACGUCAACAAGAAAUGCUGAAAGGAAAGCACAUUUCUCACAGAGCCCUAAGAGGCAGGCUAACUGUUAGCAUCAAGCGUACUAGCUAACCGAAGACGGUUCGUCCACCAUUUUGUGCCAAAAAAAUGAGCCCGAGCAGGCAGCGGUGGAGCUUUGGUUGUUUUACGUUUUCUCUUAACUUUCGCUGACAGAAUGUGGCGUCACUGUCAGGACCAACAGCUUAACAGAAAACCUUUCUGAGGAUCACAGUGUUCCCUUUUGUGUGUGUGGGUGUGUGUGCGUGUGUGUGCAGAGUGCCAGCAGGCAUAUUUUGGUCAGAAACCAGGAAUGGAAAAACGACAAACAAAAAAAGAUGAUUGGAUUUUUGUUGUAAAAUACAAAUAAAAUUAAGAUACAAAGUUUUACUUUCAUUUUUGUUAUUUUUGCAGCCCUCAACAGAUGAUAGAAAUCUGAAUGUCGCUUUGUCUCAUACAAACAAACUCACAGGCAAAGAGCAUAAAAAAAUUCUACCUUUUUUUCCCCCCCCCUGCCGCAGUCCAAGACGGACACAUCUGCAACCAUUUUUAUAUCUCAACAGUCGGGGUUUCCGCUACUUUUGUGUACCUCAAAGGAGUUAUGCUGCUUUUUUUUUUGACCAGAGAUUAAAUACAGUUGAAUAAAAGCAUACGAAAUAAACACAUUUCUAAAAUAUUAAGGCGUCUAGACAAAGAUGAUUGUUUUCGUCACAUAUUUUAGAGGCUGUGAGGCUAGCGAAAGUGAGAUGUAGAGCGUCAGAAGACGAGAAAACAAGCCAGCUGUUUUUUGGGCCUGUGCCUGUUUGGUAAAUUAAUGUUCCCAUAAAACGGUAAUGACAAAAAAAAAUACAUCAUUUGAUUAUUUUAGUUUUAAAAUGCAAAAAUAUUCAGUUCUUGGGGUCAAAAAUGGAUGAGUAGAAAUUUGAAUUUAGCCUACUUUAACAAAUUUAUUAGUGCUAUAAAUGAAGUGUGCCGGUUGUCCUGUUAGCAAACCACAUCUACCCCGACAGAAAAUAAAACAAGUGUAAAUUCCACACAAAACAUGAUGGUUGAAAUGAUAGAAUUUUCAUUGUAAAAAAAAACAAGCAAACAAUUUUUAUUCUAUUUUUUUCAUAUUGGUGCUUGUGACCUUAGGAGGUACCGUGUCUUAUGAACACCUCAAAGGUGACGCCACAAAUAUUUUUUCACCACAAAUAAUGAAUAAACAAAAUCAUACAAAGUGAAAACCUCCACAGCUUCAAUACGUUUGGAGAACGACAACAAUGGAUUUUUUUUAAAAAAAACAAUCCUCUGAAGCAUUUACUACUGCAACUUCAGAUAUGGAGGCUGUUUUUUUUUUUUUAUUUCCCUUUACCAGUGAAUUUUUAUUAUUUUAUAUAUUCAAGAAAUAUGUGCUCUUGUCCUUCUUUGACCCGAAAAAGAGCGACUGCUUGCAUUUCAAUUUAAUAUUCUACAUUUAAAAAUGCAAACAAAAACUUGUUCUUUUUUUUUUUUUUUUUUUUAGUUUGUCAUUAUUUCCAAAGAGAAAAUCCAAACAUUGCGACACACGUGAACGUCUGUACCGACUGUUUUUACAUUGUGGGGGGGCAAAGAAAAUCAUUUACAUCAUAGCUUUUAAGAAAAAAAAAAUAUAUAUAUAUUUUAAAUUGCACAUCAAUUUAAACCUCUCAAUAAUUUAGUUUUUCUGUGAAAAUUCAACAGCUGAAACAUGGAGAGACUGUUCACAUUAAAGCGUUUUUUUAAAUCAUUUUUUAAAUUCAGACAGAAACACAUGACUCUGGAUUCAUGUCAUCUUUUCUUCAUACUGACAAAACCUGUCCUCAAAACUAUUAGUCAGUGACAUUUUUUAGGUUUUUUUUUUUGUUGCAUGUUCUGUAUUUAGCUUCAUAGCCUUUCAUUUUGUUCUCUCACCAGGCUUUGGACUGGCCUUUUAUUUUUUUAUUUUUCCUCCGUCUCUCUGUUUUAAGGAAAUCCCCAGAGGUGGCUGAGCUGCAGUGUGAGCGAGCGUCCGCAGAACGCUUCGUGUGGUUUGGAGGACGCAGGCUGGGAAAAAAAACAAAAUAAAAUAAAAUACAUUUUUAUGCAGUGCAUGUAAAAUGGCUACGUUCGGGAAUACCGGCUUCUCAUUUAGACGCGGCAGUGUUACAUUAGCCAUCCACACCGAGACAUUUUUAGGAACCAAAGUUUAAAAAAAAAAAAAAAUUUUUUUUUUUUUUUUUUUUGUUCUCAUGAUGAAAUAUUGAUGUUGUUCCAUGUAUGUGCCUUGAGGUUGAACUUACAAUGUAAAGUCCUUGAAACCUUUAAAUGUUUUUGCACAAACUGUAAAUACUUAAGUGAAGCUUUUUGAGAAAUAAAAAGAGCCAUUGGAUUUAAACGAA
This is a messenger RNA of Xiphophorus hellerii (green swordtail), 10981 nucleotides long. It is a transcript of the gene flrt2, whose product is annotated as fibronectin leucine rich transmembrane protein 2. NCBI's taxonomy places the organism in Eukaryota, Metazoa, Chordata, Actinopteri, Cyprinodontiformes, Poeciliidae. The coding region runs from base 1500 to 3479 and encodes 659 amino acids. The record is from RefSeq and is a predicted model, not a curated record. Gene Ontology annotation, molecular function: protein binding. The transcript has 2 exons.